Messenger RNA from Gymnogyps californianus (California condor), 1483 nucleotides. It is a transcript of the gene ERI3, whose product is annotated as ERI1 exoribonuclease family member 3. The transcript has 8 exons. Gene Ontology annotation, biological process: exonucleolytic trimming to generate mature 3'-end of 5.8S rRNA from tricistronic rRNA transcript (SSU-rRNA, 5.8S rRNA, LSU-rRNA). Gene Ontology annotation, molecular function: nucleic acid binding; 3'-5'-RNA exonuclease activity. The record is from RefSeq and is a predicted model, not a curated record. The coding region runs from base 33 to 809 and encodes 258 amino acids. Lineage: Eukaryota; Metazoa; Chordata; Aves; Accipitriformes; Cathartidae.
UGCGCGGAGUUUCAGAUGCCUCUGGAUGUUCAAUGAUAGCACUCCUCCAUACUGGAGCAACAAAGUUUCCCCAAACCUUACUUCCAAGGGCAAGACAAGCUGUGUGCUCCCUCCUCCCGGCUGGUGUUCUCAAAGGGUACAGCUCCAUCGUAAGCAGGAAACUGGCGUCCCACGGCUUUGGAGCUUCCAUGGCAGCAAUGUCAUCCUUCCCUCCACAGAGAUAUCACUACUUCUUAGUGCUGGAUUUUGAGGCUACAUGUGAUAAACCACAGAUUCAUCCUCAGGAAAUCAUCGAAUUCCCUAUCCUGAAGCUGAAUGGCAGGACGAUGGAGAUCGAAUCCACCUUUCACAUGUAUGUUCAGCCUGUGGUGCAUCCCCAGCUUACGCCCUUCUGUACAGAGCUGACUGGGAUUAUUCAAGGCAUGGUGGAUGGGCAGCCGAGCCUCCAGCAAGUGCUUGAGAGGGUUGACGAGUGGAUGGCGAAGGAAGGCCUCUUAGAUCCCAGCGUCAAGUCGAUUUUUGUGACCUGUGGAGACUGGGAUUUGAAAGUGAUGUUACCAGGACAAUGCCAGUACUUAGGGCUGCCGGUUGCUGAUUACUUCAAACAGUGGAUUAAUCUGAAAAAGGCGUACAGCUUUGCCAUGGGGAGUUGGCCAAAGAACGGGCUCUUAGACAUGAACAAAGGACUGAACCUACAGCACAUAGGGAGGCCUCACAGCGGGAUAGACGACUGUAAGAACAUCGCCAACAUCAUGAAGACACUGGCCCAUAGAGGCUUCAUCUUCAAGCAGACCUCCAAACCCUUUUGAUCCCCAAGGCAAGCCAGGCAAGGGCUGCAUGCGCCCGGCGCCGGCGAGGCGGGGAGGACGGGCUCCAGCAUUAAAAAAAAACGGCAACCGAGGCCAGAGGAACCGAUACAAAAAAAUCUCAAUUUCAGCUGUUAACUCCAGUAGAGGUUGUAUAUAUGGGAAGGCAAAUCUGUGUAGACCUGAUGUGACUCCCUCUCUGGGCUGCUCCGGACAUUAUGCCAUGCUAGCGGACAGCCGCGUAGGGCGCUUGCACCACAUUUUAGACUCGUAGUUUGUUCUUUUUCUUUGGCUCCCGAUUUCCGUCCCUCCCUCCAUAUCCCACCCCGUCCUCCCUCUCCCGCCCUGUAGCCAGAGCAUCCCCCAUCUCCUCCCCGGCAUGGGCCGUCCCCACCUUCCCUUCUUCUUUCUUUUCUCUGGUUUUAUGUUUUCAGGCCUCGACGGCUGCUGCAGCGAGGCCGGCGCGUGCCCGCACCCAGGCAGCGCUCACGGAGGCUCAGCAGUGUCGAGACGGCCCCUCGCCCUCCCCGCCAGCCCCCCCCCGCCUCUCCCCCGAGCGCCUUUUCCCCUUUUUGAGUCAACACUAACCCCUCUCUGACUCCUGUAUGUGACAAACGCGAUCCGUCUCUUUAUGUUCAAGGUGAAGUGCCUGUAUUCUCCGCUGCAGAGCCCCUGGC